GGAGCGACGCAGACGUUCGGUUCGCGAAAUUAAAUAUAUCCGCCGCUCAAUUUGGUUGCCAUGGAGUUCGUUAAACUUUGGGCGCUAAUUAUUUGUUUGUGUUCGGUGAACGCUCGCGAAAUUGACAUUAAAAAUGAAUUGCUAUCCCUGACCGAACAAUUCAAGGCUCUGAAGACCGUGCAUCUGGCUGAUGUUUCCCGCCUCAAAGAAGAGAUUAAGGAACUCAAGAAGCACGCUGCUAAUACGUUCACUGAGAACUACACUCGCAAUGAACAAGCAACUCUGCAAUGGGCGAAGAGUUCCAUGAGGGAACUUCGAAUUGAAAUGCGUGAACUAAGUCAAAGUAUUAACAGCUCGGUACUGCUGCGACAAUUGCAAAACAUCCGCAACGAGUUAAAACGGGCAUUGUCUGAGAACACGGACCUGGCUCAGUUAGCUCGUACUCAGGAGGCGCGAGUGGACAAAUUGGAUAGCGAAGUCGGCCGGCUCAAAUACGACAGCCAAGAAAUAAGAGGCAUGGUCGCUGAGAUACGCAGUCAAGUCGCGAAACUCUCAAAGGAGAUUAAAUUGAAGACACUCAAUGAAGAUAGCUUCAAUGAUGUCCUAGAGCCAUACGAAAAACAUGCUUCAGACUCGCAUCCUAAGCAUGGACACAAAAUACGCCACAACAAAAUGGUGCACGCCCAAAUAUCCCGUUUGGCCCGCAGCCAAAAUCAGUUGGAUGAAUACCAACAGCACUUGCAGACUCAACUCCUCGAUGUGCUUCGUCGCCUCGACCGCAUUGAAGAAGCUAACUGGAAUCUGGUCUCAACUCGAGUAGAUUACCUUGCAACUGAAACUAACACAAUCAAAAAUGAACUGAACAAUGUAACCCAACGAGUGGCCGACUUUGAUAAAGUCCAUGCCUCUAUGCUUGAACUGCGCGAGGACGUUGAAAGCAUUGAGAACAAAGCUGACAAAACAAUUCCCGAGUUUAGAAAAGAGAUAUCUAAACUGGAUCUUAGCUUCGCCCAGCUCAACGCUCAAUCUUCUUAUCUAAAAGAGGACCAAGAGAAUCUCCGUCAAUCUGUUAAGGCCAUCGCAGUCAGCGUGAGCAACACCAUUGAUCGUGCCGAAAUGGAUCGUCUCGUUAUCAAAGCUCUCAAUGACUCUGUGAUCGGUCUCGAAAAUAUAAGCAAGCAACACUACUACCGCCUUAACGAUCACAUUCUCAAGAGUGAAGCCAAUAAGACAACAAUGAUUAGUCAAUAUAUUCCGCUCCCUGAACUUAUUGAUGAAGUUAAAGAGCUUCAACCCCUGGAACGUGAGUAUGAAAAUCUGGUUGUUCAAUUACCUAAGGAUUGCUCAAGCGUGACUGGACCUGACCAAGUUUAUUUAAUAAACCCUGGCCAUUCUCCGAUUGAGACCUUUUGUACCAAUGGAAGUACCCUUAUUCAACGACGUUACAACGGAUCCGUAGAAUUUAAUAGGAAAUUUGCUCAAUACGUGCAAGGUUUUGGUAACGCAGCCUCCGAAUUUUGGCUUGGCUUGGAAUCGAUGCACCAAUUGACCGCUGAUAACUGCUCUUCUAUGAGGAUCGAGAUGACCGAUAUUUAUGGAAGCUCUUGGCAUGCUGAAUAUGAUCAUUUCUCCGUUGGAAGCGCUGAUACUGGAUAUGUUUUGACUGUGAGCGGUUUCAGAGGCAAUGCUAGUGACGCUUUUGAGUACCAAAACCAUAUGGAAUUUUCUGCCAUCGACCACGACAGAGACAUCUCGAAUACUCAUUGCGCUGCCAACUAUGAAGGAGGUUGGUGGUUCUCUCAUUGCCAGCACGUGAAUAUCAAUGGCAAGUACACUCUUGGUUUGACCUGGUUUGACUCUCUAAGGAAUGAGUGGAUAGCGGUUGCAACCAGUGAGAUGCGCCUAUUCCGUAACAAACGCUGUACUUAAAUUACAAGAUACUGCGUUUUCAAUUCAUAUUAUUUAAACAUCUACAUUUAAAUUAUUGUAACUAUUAUUAUGAGUAAUCAUGCCAAAGAUAUCCUAGUAAUCAAUUAAAAUAUAUAAUCUUUAAAAGUUCAUUGUAGUGCAUAGAUUUUUGCUUAAUAUACUCUAUAGGUGUCUAUUAUAGUAUAUUAAUCUCCCUGACUAGGUAAUCAAAUUAUUAAAUAUUUCGGUUAUUAAGAUUUAAAAGUAAUUUGUUGUAAAAGAAACUGUCUUAGUUUGCGACAACAAGUAUUGAAUGAAGUGCUUGUAAUAAUUUUGUAACGCUAUAAAAAUGUUAAUUUUAAGAUUUCUUAGCAUCACAUCGCAAUUAUUGUAGGAUAUAAUAUUAUUUAUUUUUCAAUUUUGUAAAUAUAUAGUUUAAGUUAAAACGCUAAUUUACUUGUAUAUAAUUUCAUAAUAAGAUUUCUUAAUUUUUAUUAAAUGAUUUUUGUUAAUAUUUCCUUAUUUGCAAAAUUAGCUACAGUAAUCAAUUUAAUCUAAAAUUCAUUAAGUAGAAUAUUUUUUUACAGUAUGAUAUUAUGUUAUUGUUCUCUGAUAUAGCAAUUUGUUAAAAUGUAUAAUGCACCAUAGCUUUUUCAAAAUCACUGAGUUUUUAAUAAGGUAACAUAUUAUCAUCAGUUUUGUAAUUUAGUUAUACGAUUGUUUAUCGAUUACCAUAGUACCAAGGGAUUUAAACCAAAUA
Messenger RNA from Danaus plexippus (monarch butterfly), 2668 nucleotides. It is a transcript of the gene sca, whose product is annotated as protein scabrous. Lineage: Eukaryota; Metazoa; Arthropoda; Insecta; Lepidoptera; Nymphalidae. The record is from RefSeq and is a predicted model, not a curated record. The transcript has 6 exons. Bases 61 to 1929 code for a protein of 622 amino acids.